AUGAAUAAGAUGAUGCCACGAGCAAUUUUUCUGCUAGCUGCUCUAGUGUUAUUUGAACAUACACGUGCAGCACCUGCCAACGAAGUAUCAGGAUCAGUGAAGUCAGCUUCGGACUCACAAGGUCUAAAUGAUGAUAAAGAUGAUCUGAAAACAGCAGCAAGCAGUGGUUAUGCCGGAGACCGUUAUGCAGAUUGGGGUCGCUAUCCUAGUGGUCAGGGAGUCACGGGCUACGGAUCUAUUGAUAGUAGAUACAAUUACGGCGGAUUCGGCGGAUACGAUAGUCCUUACGGUUACAAUGGCUAUGACUCGGAGUAUCCAAGAUAUGGUGGCAGCUACUCUGGAUAUGGAAGCGGCUACUAUGGCAACUCGGGCUACGGCAGUUACGGAGCUGCCGGCUACGGUGGAUACAAGGGUGGAUAUGGUGCAGGAUAUGGAGGCUACGGUGGCUAUUCCGGCAACGGUGGAUUGAAUUCAUACUACGGCUACAAUAACCCAUCCUACCAAGGCGCUAAUCACUUAGGCUAUGGAUAUUACCGACGACCUGGUUAUGGCAACAUUUACAAUAGCGGAAUCACACCUAGUUUAGUGACCGGUUAUAGGGGCUAUUCAAGAAAAUAAAUAGAAAUUAGUACUUACCUACUUAUGUAUAAGAAAAUCAACUAUUUAUUCUCAGUUUAAGUUACCAAAGUACAUCCAAAGUUUAUGUUAAGCAAAUCAUGUCUCAUUACAAAGUGUACCCACAUAAUACCGACAUCCCUAAUAAAUUGUGUACUUUAAAUUGCA
This is a messenger RNA of Spodoptera exigua (beet armyworm), 783 nucleotides long. The record is from the annotation of a GenBank genome assembly. NCBI's taxonomy places the organism in Eukaryota, Metazoa, Arthropoda, Insecta, Lepidoptera, Noctuidae.